CUCUGUGUUGUGAGCGUCACUUGCUGAACAAAUGGCUACAGCUGCAGCAACAACAGACUCUAGAUGGGAAACGGUGUUGAAGCCUCAUCUAGUGUCUGUGGCUGAGAUGUUGUGUCCACUUCGGAAUCGACUUCCUCCAAGGCUAUAUAGUCGUGACCUUAUUAAUGGAGAUGAAGAGGAACGUUUCACCAAGUCAACUAAGUCAGAAACGGACUUGGCUUUGGAAAUUUUAACUGUGCUUCGUAAACAAGGUCCCGGAUCAUUUGACAAAUUCUGCGAAGUACUUUUGGAGCCUAAAGAUAAGACAUUGGGUGAAUUGGAAAGACUUCUUCGACCAAUCAGCAUUAAGAAGUGUGGUUCUGAUGACACCAUGUCUGAGCAGAAACUGAAUCGAAAAUCUGUUCAAAUUUUGGUGGAAGAAAGUUUAUUAGAAGACUUUAAGGAACGAGAAUUUGGGAAACAACUAAAGCUUGCUUUGUUUCAUGGACUUGGGAUUCCAAAAGAAUCUAUUAUAUCAUAUCCAGCGUGUCAUCAAUUCAAUUAUUCAGAGAGAGAAUGGAUUCAUGUAGUUCAUGUUGCCAACAAAGCUUUGAUUAAAGUUGUUGUCAGUGGAGUUGAGAAAGCUGAGGUUGAAAGACACGCCAACACGAUACUUAAUCUUCUCUCUCUAGAAACGGGAGUCAAGGAUUCAGAAAUAGAAAUUGUUCAAAUUUUGUCUUGUAACAGUUGUCUGCUAGUCAUUUGGUUACCAGGACUGGCAAUGGUGCAGCUCAUCAUUGCUUUCUUCAGUUCGCAGACAAGGCCAGCAUUUUGCCAACGUUUUGCAAAAAUUUUGCCUGGAGCAUUUGAAGUCACAUUUGGGUUUGCCUUGCUUCCAGAUUGUUCAGCAGAGUUACCAUCAUCACACUUAAUACCAAACUCUGGAGAUAACCCCUCACAUUUUACCAAAGAUUGUUCAGUGGAGUUACCAUCAUUGCACUCAGUACCAAAGUCUGGAGAUGGCCCCUCACAUCUUACUAGACAGCCACAAAAAGGAAUUGCUCCGGCAACCAUGGCAGCUACUGUCGAUAAGAAAACUGGGGAGAUUGAAGCAUCCCGAGAUCUAGGUUUAUCUGGACAAGAAUCUGCUAGGCAUGGGUCACUAGAAGCAACUGAGGUCGAGAAAUUUGUGGCUCUCUGUUGGACAAAAUUUGGAGAAGCUCUUAGAAGUAGAUGUCUUCCAAGCAAGUUGGCUGAAACUAACCAUCGAAAUUUAUCAGCGUUUAUAAUGACAUCACAAGAUGACGGUGGUACACGUGACCAACAGGUGGUUGCUCUGGCGACAGGAACGCAGUGUAUUUUGAAAAAUACCUCACUGAAUCAUGCAAUGGUUCAGCAAUCAACGACUGUCAUGCUGAAAUUGUCUGUAGGCGUGCACUCAUUCGUUUUCUCUAUUCACAGCUUCACAAAGCAUUAGAAUCGGACAAGCCUGA
Molecule: messenger RNA, 1472 nt
Organism: Corticium candelabrum
Lineage: Eukaryota; Metazoa; Porifera; Homoscleromorpha; Homosclerophorida; Plakinidae
Exons: 3
Coding region: 32-1456 (474 amino acids)
Biological process (GO): regulation of apoptotic process
Source: RefSeq, a predicted model, not a curated record